AUGGCGGGCGGUGACAGAACCCACUCGUUCGAUGAUGUGAGGAAGAAGAUGUCUCCCGUGGUCAGCAAUGAGCCUGAGCUGGCCGAGGCGCUGCGCCGCUAUGUGCCUCAUUCGCCCGAGGAGAAGAAGCUUGUGAGGAAGAUUGACUUGUUCCUCAUGCCGAUUCUUUGGAUCAUGUACAUUCUCAAUUAUGUCGACCGGACCAACAUUGGCAAUGCCAAAAUCGCCGGCAUGGCGGUAGAUCUUGAUCUCGACGACAAUCGCUACGCUUGGGUUCUAUCCGUUUUCUUCUUCGGCUACCUCAUCUGCGAAGUCCCUUCAAACAUGAUUCUCAGCCGGAGCAAACCGUCCCUGUUCCUGCCAGCCACCAUGCUCGUCUGGGGCGCACUGAGCGCAUUAAUGUCCAUCUCCAAAACCUACGGCGUUCUAUUGGGGUUCCGUUUCGUGCUUGGGUGCAUCGAGUCUGGAUUUUUCCCUGGUGUCCUAUACUACCUUAGCUGCUGGUACACCAAAGCAGAGCUAGGCAAGAGAUUUGGCAUCUUUUACACCGCUGCUGUGUUGUCGGGUGCCUUUGGCGGGAUUUUGGCCGGUGCCAUCACUGACCAUUUACAUGACGCCCAUGGAAUUGCCGGCUGGCGCUGGCUGUUUAUUGUUGAGGGAGUCGCGACUGUUGGCGUGGCCUUGGUUGCCUUCUUCGUCCUGCUUGACUAUCCCGGCACGUCGAAGCGACUGACACCGGAGGAGCGCAAGCUGGCUGCCAUUCGGAUUAUUCACGACGGCAUUCCGACGGGAGGCCAUUCGGACAAGCGUUUGAGUCACUGGCAGGCGUUUGUGGCCGCGGUUUCGGACCCCAGGACGUACAUGUUUCUCAUCCUGUAUAUGCUGGCUGUUGGGGCUGGUAGCGAAGAAAAGCGCUAA
Messenger RNA from Metarhizium acridum CQMa 102, 918 nucleotides. NCBI's taxonomy places the organism in Eukaryota, Fungi, Ascomycota, Sordariomycetes, Hypocreales, Clavicipitaceae. The record is from RefSeq and is a predicted model, not a curated record.